CAUCAAAGACCGCCGUUUGGAAAAAUUUUGAAAGGCCUGUUUACUAGCCAGAAAAAAUCAGGACUUCGAGAGCAAUAGUUGACGAGGAAAAUGUUCCCAUUCGUGCAAUAUAAAUUUCUUCAUGGAGAUGCUUAAACCAUCUUUUCCAGUCGAAAAUUUACCUUUAUCUUCAACCACAAGGUUUUCUCUCUAUAAUUGUGAUUUCUACCUUCUGUCCUAAACGUCAGGUUGUGUCUUCUGCUGUUCUAAAGCUAGCAAAAUCAGUUGUUGCUGAGAAGAAAGGUUCAAGUAGUCAUGAUUCUUCUAAGAAAAGUAAGAGUAUUCUCUCUCUUUAUUUUGUCUCAUUAUGCUGUGAAAUUUUGCAUUGGGGGAGAUGUCAUUACAGCAUCUGAGUACAUCCAAGACCCUGGAAGUAUCAUAUCAAGCGGAGGUCUCUACAGACUGGGAUUCUUUAGCCCCAAUGGUACCACCAAUCGGUAUGUUGGAAUUUGGCAUAACAAGAUUCCUGUGUUUAACGUCUUUUGGGUUGCAAACAGGGAGAAUCCUGUUCUAGAUUCUUCUGGUGUCAUGACCAUAUCCGAUGCCGGUAAUCUGGUGAUAUUGAAUGGAAAGAAGCAAGUACUUUGGUCAACAAACGUUUCCACCUCUGGAGCAAAUGCAAAAGCCCAAUUAUUAGAUACUGGAAAUCUUAUCUUGCAAAAACAAAGUUCUAAUAUGAGCACAAAUGAUACAACGGCAUGGGAAAGUUUCCAGAUCAUGUGUGAUACACAAAUCGCAAAAAUGAAGCUUAGCACCAACUUGAGAACAAAUGAGAAGCAGGUACUCACAUCUUGGAAAAGCCCUUCUGACCCAUCGAUUGGAAGUUUUUCAAUUAGUCUUGAACCACUAAAUAUUCCUGAAGUUUUCCUUUGGAACGGCACUACUCUAUAUUGGCGGAGUGGUCCAUGGAAUGGUAAGGUUUUCCUCGGAAUUCCCGAGAUGGAAUCAGUCUAUGUUGAUCGAUAUACCUUAGUGGAUGAUAAAGAAGGAUAUGCCUAUCUGACUUACAGUUUUGCAGAGGUGUCUUAUUUGUCAUACUUUUUUGUGAGGUCAAAUGGGGAGUUGUUGCAGCCAUUCUGGGAUGAAAAUGAUAAGUGGUGGCGGAUCGAUUGGUCAACCCGGGCAUCUGAUUGUUAUGUUUAUGGCAAGUGCGGUCCAUUUGGAUAUUGUGAUGCCAAGAAAUCACCAAUUUGCAGUUGCUUGAGAGGCUUUGAGCCAAAAAAAGUUGAAGAAUGGAGCAGAGGGAAUUGGUCCAGCGGAUGCAUCCAGAAGUCAUUGCUGCAAUGCGAUAGGUUGAAAAAUGGUAGUACUAAAGCGGGAAAAAUUGAUGGAUUUGUAAAGCUUGAGAAUGUGAAAGUGCCGAAUUAUGCAAUUUGGUCAUCUCCUUUGGAAGACAAGUGCCAAGAGCAGUGCCUCAGUAAUUGUUCAUGCGCAGCAUAUGCUUAUGAUGCUGGCGUUGGUUGCAUGUACUGGAGCGGAGACCUAAUUGACGUACAGAAGUUCUCCUAUCCAGGAACAACUCUUUAUGUUCGAGUGGCCCAUACAGAACUUGAAGGAAAAAGAGAUCUGAGAGCAAUUAUAGUGACUGCAGUUGUUGUGGCAACUGUAAUUUUCAGUAUUGGUACUUUCUUCACCUGGCAGAAGUCGAAAAAACGAGGUGGUAAAGACGGAGAACAAUUUUCAAAGGCUUCUAGUGAGAACAUGCUCGGAGGGAGCUUGAGCAAAGUUAAUCUCCAGGAGCUUGUGCUAUAUAAAUUGGAAGAGCUAGCAGCAGCAACAAGCAACUUUAGUGAUGCAAACAAGCUCGGGGAGGGUGGUUUUGGGGCAGUAUAUAGGGGGAGAUUGCUAAAUGGAAAAGAAAUAGCAGUCAAAAGACUAUCAGGGGCCUCUGGACAAGGAUUGCGGGAAUUUAUCAAUGAAAUGGAAGUGAUUUCCAAGGUCCAACAUCGAAAUCUCGUUCGACUCCUUGGAUGUUGUGCCGAGCAAGAUGAAAAACUAUUAAUCUAUGAGUUCAUGCCAAACAAGGGUCUAGAUGCAUUUCUUUUUGAUCCUCUCAAACGAGAGCAGCUGGAUUGGAGAAGACGAUUCAACAUCAUUGAUGGAAUAUGUCGAGGCCUACUAUACCUUCACCGUGACUCCAGACUACGGAUAAUUCAUAGAGAUCUUAAGACGAGCAAUAUCCUGUUGGAUGAAGAGCUCAAUCCAAGAAUUUCAGACUUUGGAACGGCUAGAAUAUUUGGGGGAAAAGAAGAUCAAGCAGAUACACUAAGAGUUGUGGGAACCUAUGGUUACAUGGCUCCAGAAUAUGCAAUGGAAGGGCGGUUUUCGGAAAAAUCAGAUGUCUUUAGCUUUGGGGUAGUAUUGCUGGAGAUUGUAAGUGGAAGACAGAACACUAGCUUCAAUGAGGAAAAUCAGUCCUUGAGCUUGUUAGGGCAUGGAAAUAUUGGGAGGAAGACAAUGUACUUGCGCUGGUGGACCAUAAAAUUUCUGUUGGAUGCUCCGAGAUUGAGAUCAUAAGGUGCAUAAAUGUGGGGCUGCUUUGUACACAAGAACUUGCAAAGGAUAGGCCUACCAUUUCAACUGUUAUUUCAAUGAUUAGCAAUGAAAUUGUUGGUCUUCCUCGUCCGAACAAACCUGCAUUCCCCGAGAGGCAAACAACUACCGACACAGAUUCCUCCAGACAAAGUCAGAAAAAAUACUCUGCCAACAAUGUCACUAUUACCGCUCUUGAAGGCAGAUAAAUGAGGAUACCAAAACCAAUAAUCUCGAAAGUUCAGCUCAGAGAUGCAAACUAUAGUCAGCUCGUGUCUUGGACAUGGAGUCAAUAAUGAGUACUAGCGUGAUCCUAUUUGCAUGUACUGUUGUCAGAAGCAGUCUUUUUAUUUUUUUCCCCUUAAUCAUGUUCAAGCUUGCUUGGAAAUGUAUGAACAUAAAUUUGUGGAAUAGCAAAUUACUAUACGUUGGGUGGCAGUUAUUGCUUGUUUGGGUCA
Messenger RNA from Eucalyptus grandis, 3029 nucleotides. Its product is annotated as G-type lectin S-receptor-like serine/threonine-protein kinase At1g11330. The transcript is spliced from 6 exons. Bases 295 to 2556 code for a protein of 753 amino acids. NCBI's taxonomy places the organism in Eukaryota, Viridiplantae, Streptophyta, Magnoliopsida, Myrtales, Myrtaceae. Gene Ontology annotation, molecular function: protein serine/threonine kinase activity; ATP binding. The record is from RefSeq and is a predicted model, not a curated record. Gene Ontology annotation, biological process: recognition of pollen; protein phosphorylation.